Lathyrus sativus (Indian pea) is the source of this 993-nucleotide messenger RNA. The record is from the annotation of a GenBank genome assembly. Lineage: Eukaryota; Viridiplantae; Streptophyta; Magnoliopsida; Fabales; Fabaceae.
AUGGCUACAUGUUUCCGAGUCCCAAUAUCUAUCCCUACUUCCAUGCCCGCUUCACCUUCUCACUCUCCUUCCUCUCGUUUCCCUCCAACAAGAUUCAGAACUCUUAGAACCCUUAACGCAAUAGGCAAACCCAAAAUUCCCAUGCCCCCUUUCGACCCUAAAGACCCUUUUAUCGCCAAACUCGCUUCCGUCGCCGCUUCUUCCCCUGAAACACUCCUCAAACCUCCCUCUAAUCCCGAUAAUCUUCCUUUAUUAGACAUUUUCGAUUCCCCUCAACUCAUGGCCGCUCCCGCUCAUCAUGCAAGAUCUGCUUCAUACGGCGGCGGACGGCGUCGCAGAAGUUCACCGCCCGACCUGCCUUCGGUGCUGCUUGAUGGUCGAAUUGUUUACAUUGGCAUGCCUUUGGUGCCGGCUGUCACCGAGCUUGUUAUCGCAGAGCUUAUGUACCUGCAGUGGAUUCAGCCUAAAGAACCAAUAUAUAUUUACAUAAACUCCACCGGGACUACCCGAGCGGAUGGAGAAACGGUGGCGAUGGAGUCAGAAGGUUUUGCCAUUUAUGAUGCAAUGAUGCACAUGCAUACCAAGAUACACACUCUAGCUAUUGGUGUUGCUAUAGGUCAAGCAUGUUUACUACUUUCAGCCGGGACUCCUGGUAAACGCUUCAUGAUGCCCCAUGCAAAAGCCAUGAUUCAGCAGCCUCGUGUUCCAUCAUCUGGGUUGAGACCAGCAACCGACGUUCUUAUUCAUGCAAAGGAGGUGAUACGAAACAGGGACACUCUAGUUAAACUACUGGCCAGACAUACGAGAAAUUCUGAGGAGAAAGUUGCUAACGUGAUGAAGAGAGCAUAUUACAUGGACCCAUUAAAGGCAAAGGAAUUUGGGGUCAUUGACAAAAUUCUUUGGCGUGGCCAGGAGACGAUUAUGAGCGAUGCUUCUUCUCGCGAAGAUUUGGAAAACGUUACUGCUGAUGCUGAAGUUGAAAGUAGAUUUUAG